AUGUCCGUGCCUGAACAAAAGCCUUGGCAUGCUUCUUACCCAAAGCCCGUUUCUACCGCCGUGUUUCUACCGCAGGAGACGGUUCUGGAAUGGAUGGAAUCUAGUGAGAAGGUCCCGGGACGAGAUUUCGUCCUGGUAGACCUGAGGCGUAUGGACCAUGAGGGAGGAACGAUCAGAGACUCCAUAAACCUACCAGCUCAAACCAUGUACCAUUCUAUUCCUGCAUUAUACAACCUUUUAACUGCAGCGGGGGUGCAAGCCAUUGUCUUUUACUGCGGAUCCUCCCAGGGACGCGGAUCCAGAGCUGCGGCUUGGAUGCAGGACUAUAUUAUGGGUCAGGGGAAUGACAAAUUGAAAAGUUAUGCGUUACAGGGCGGUAUAAAAGGAUGGGUCAAGACAGGUGGAAGGAUGUUGGGGUUGAUGAAUGGAUAUACCGCCGAUAUUUGGGAGAAGGAAGAAAAAACCAAACAGUAA
This is a messenger RNA of Morchella importuna, 474 nucleotides long. RefSeq lists its product as uncharacterized. Gene Ontology annotation, cellular component: cytoplasm; nucleus. The transcript has 3 exons. NCBI's taxonomy places the organism in Eukaryota, Fungi, Ascomycota, Pezizomycetes, Pezizales, Morchellaceae. The coding region runs from base 1 to 474 and encodes 157 amino acids. Gene Ontology annotation, molecular function: protein tyrosine phosphatase activity. The record is from RefSeq and is a predicted model, not a curated record.